Messenger RNA from Phlebotomus papatasi, 3995 nucleotides. RefSeq lists its product as uncharacterized. Lineage: Eukaryota; Metazoa; Arthropoda; Insecta; Diptera; Psychodidae. The record is from RefSeq and is a predicted model, not a curated record. The transcript is spliced from 8 exons. The coding region runs from base 1239 to 3245 and encodes 668 amino acids.
AACAACAAUUGACAGUGUAAAAACAGUGCAAUCAAAUCGCACCCAAAUUUUGAUUUAUUCUUUGGUUUGCCUCCGCUUAGUGUGUUAUUGUCAUUCAUCCACAAAGCACGAUGUCAGAAAAGAAUCUUGGUGAAAGUUUCUGUGGCCCUGGCCAGGACCAGCAAUUGGAAGCAUCAAAGGCAGUUCAUUUAAAAGCUAUUGAAGAAACAUUGGCAACUCCUAUUCCCACCCGACUUCGUCAAAUUUUUAUCGAUGCUGGCUAUGAUAAUAUACACUUACUUUGUCAAAUCACACCUGACGACGUGGUUGAGAUUCAAGAGUAUAUCAAAGAGAUAGAUGGCCGUCAAAUGACACCUGGAGAAAAAAAAUUUAUUUUGUGGAUGUCAGCCGAGCUCUCUGAGAAGAAGACACAAGCGAUUGAAAUUGUAAAUCGUCUUAUGGCUGAGUUCAGGAAAUAAGCAUCCAUAUCAAAGGGGAGAUAAAUCCACGAAAACAAACCCAUCUCCGAAAACUACGAUACAGUCUGGAUGCUCUCAACACCAAAAAAGUCAAGCGAAGGGGUUGAAUUUUGAUAUGGACACAAUGAAAAAUCUUUUCCUCUCUAAAUUCAGAAAUUUUGGAAAGCAGUAUGGUAAAAAUUUCUCCACUCAUCUGCAAAAUUUUGAAGAAGCGAGCGAAGAGGAAAAUCGGCCUUUGAUUCUAAUGACAGCCAAUGCUAAUGGAGUCCAGACAAGUGUGCUAUGUCACCAGUGUAAGGACAAAGUUACAAUACCAACUACAGUGAAUAGCUCUAAGAAACAUCUAAAUUUCAAAUUCGGCAAUUAUAAUAAGCAUGCACGAAAACAUUGCCCGAAAAGGCCAGAUGCUCCAGAAAAAUUGAAAUCUGAAAAGGUUGACAAAGGAAAAAAAAGACACAUCACAGAGUUUUUUGAGGCACAGAACGUUAAGCGCCAGAAAAUCGAACAUCAAGAGGAUAUUGAUGAAAUUGUGCUUGAUAGUUGUGAAUCUGACUCGGACGAAGAAGUAAUCUUUGAUUUGGGAAACUGCAACAGUGCGGGGGUACUGGAGGCACCUCCCGCACGAGUCAGGAAGUUCCUCCUGGAAAACAAAAUAUUGAAUACGAAAUCAGCCGGAGAAAAAAACAUAAAUUUUCCACCACUGAAAUAAAUCAAAAGCUUAUUACAGAUUAUUUCAGUUUUGAUAAACUACUUCAGCAAGUUACGCAACAUGUGAGCAAGAUGAGAUAUCCUCCACCCAUACCUGAUAUUUUACAAAAACCAGACAAUCGAUCGCUGUUUCUUCAAAUUCUGCUAGAGAGAGACCCAACUUCAAAGAUUGCCAAAUACGAGGACGAUAUGAAAAAGUUUUGUACAAAUUUAUUUUUGAUUUCUGGACGAGGUGGUUAUCGAACGUUAGCAGCGAAUCUUCCUCUGCCGUCCACAUCAACAGUUUACCGCACUGUAUACAGUGAAAAACAACCACCAUCAGAGGGUAAAUUGCGCAUCGAAGAAUUCGAAGAUUUUUUGUAUAAACACAAAGCUCCGAGACUUGUAUGGCUCUCUGAAGAUGCAACUCGUUUAACUGGCAAAAUCGAAUAUUGUCAAACCACUAACACCAUAGUUGGUUUUGUAAUACCGUUGUCAUCUAGUACUGGAUUGCCACAUCAACUUUAUUUCCCAGCCACAAGCUUAAGUGCAAUUUUAAACGCGUUCAGAAAAGGAAUUCCCGCUAAGCAGGUCAAUAUCAUAAUGGCAAAACCUUUAUCAAAUUCAGUUCCAGCCUUUUGCUUGGUUUUAUAUGGAGCUAACAGCGUAAUUUCACAUACUAACGCAAAAAUACGCUGGGAACAUGUAGUAAGAGAACUACGGCAAAACAACAUUGAUGUUGUUGGCAUUUCAACGGAUGGUGACAGUCGCUAUCUGAAAGCCAUGAGACUUCAAACAGAAAUCAGGUCAAAUUUAGCUUAUUAUGCCAUUCAUAAAAUGACCGCCAAAGAUCUUCACUAUAUUCAAGAUCCAGUCCAUAUCUUGACAAAACUUAGAACAAGGCUCUUAAAUGAAAAUGUGUCAAUUAUUAUUGGCAGUGAAACUGUUGAUCUAGAUUAUCUAAGAAAACUAUUAGAUAUGCCCAAAGAUCUCCACGGUUUGAAUUUAACUGACAUUUCACCAGCAGACAAAAUGAACUUUAAAUCCUGCGAGAAAUUGAUUCAUGAUGACGUAACAGAUAUCCUCGAACAAACUUUUCCACAAAGCAAAGCGUUAGUAAUGUAUUUGAAAAUAAUGCGACUAAUUUAUGACAGUUUCCUCGCUACAGGAAAAACAGCUUUGGAAAGAAUCUUUGCAAUUACAAGGGUCGUUUAUUCGUUGAGAAUCUGGAGGGAUUGGUUGGUGAAAAAUCGUAAAAAUGGCCUAACUUUGAAACAUUUUAUAACUACCAAUUCAUACAUGUGCAUUGAAAUGAACGCGAUUUCCUUGAUUGAAGUAGUACGAAGACUCAGGGAUAAUAAUCAAGAAGAGUAUUUUCACCCACAGUAUUUCAGUAGUCAGCCGUGCGAGGAAUUUUUUCGGCACUUAAGAUCCUUGUCGACUACAAAAAAUACAGUGGUGAAUUUCAGCUUGCUCGAUGUUUUUCACCGAGUUCGAAGAAUUGAGCUACAAAGCGAAAUUACGAAUACAUUAAAAGAUAAAGGAUUUUCUUUCCCAUCGAAUUCGAGAGCAUUCGUGAGUCAAACAACUAACAACUUAGAAACCUUACCAUCAGAUGACCAAAUAAUAAAAUUUGUGGAAUACGCUCGAAAAGUUGCCAAAAAAGAUAUGGAGCGGUUUGGAAUAAAAUCUAAGAAUGAAAUUCCUUUACACCUAUAUUUUAAAGACGAACCGAAGGAUAAGAAUGAGCAGAAAUGUCCACCAAGGCCUCUCACUCUGCAUGAGCUCGAGGAUCCCUUUACUGACAGGAAUAUUAAAUUAAAAAACUACGCAGAUAAGAAUGAUUGCAAGCAGCUUUCACCAACUUCAAAAUUUGUUGAAAUAAAGACAAAGAGAAAGCGAAUUCACGUUCGAAAAUCGACAGUUUGCUGGUUACUAACGCAACAAGUCCGACGGCUGAGCAGUGACCGAACUUGCCGCUUCUCCUCCGGUCCUGCUCAUGAAAUUAAGAAGAAAAACAAAAAGUUUAAGAAUUUGAAGGAGCAAAAAUACCGUAAGAGAAGGACGAGAACGCAGACUAAUAAAAAAUUACCAAAGUAAAACGUUUUUUUUUUUUUUUGAAAUUGUUCACUGUUUUUUGAAAAUAGUCUAUAUGAAGUCAUGUGUCUGUCUAGAAUGAGAUCUUUAUCAUAACGUAUCGUCGCUUGAUCUGAGAUCUCCCCGUGGGAUUGAGUAAACAUUCUGAAGAUUCUUCAAAAGGAUCAAUUCUGAUUAUGUCUUCUCACUUGUGCAGAGUUUCCCGCCAGUUUGAGUCGUACGUCGUAAGCCCUCUAGCGAUUGAUUUUGUUCAAUUUAUCCAGCAGAGUGAAUAUGUCAUCGUCUAAAUAAUCGGAAUCCGACUAAUUUCCAUCCACAUUAGCAUCGGAAUAAACAGCUGGAAUUCGAUCCAUUUUGAAUCUCUUGUUGGCCUAGGCAUUCUACUUAAUGGCAUGAAGUACAACAGCUGGAAUGGGGAUUGUGGGGAUUCUGACCCUGCUCUCAGCACCAGAGUCACAUUCACGUUUCUCUAGUUCCGUUCGGAAGCCACAAUUGCUCAGCCCGCCACUAGUGCUCUGUCCCGUAUCCCAUAUCCCCUGUUCGUAUAUUUCAGCUUUGUAUGUCCUGACAAAACUCGGCUGGAAUAUUUCUCGGAAGAGCAUACUGAGACCUUCUCGCCACUAUAUCCGAGGCAAUGUCAAGCCAACUACCACGAAAAACACAUAGAUCCUAGUUAACAAACCUAUGGGAAACUGUUUUUCAAAAUAAGACUAUUACACGUUUAUUUUGUUUCUUAUAUCAUUCAAUGACAAU